This is a messenger RNA of Tigriopus californicus, 2748 nucleotides long. Its product is annotated as transmembrane GTPase Marf-like. NCBI's taxonomy places the organism in Eukaryota, Metazoa, Arthropoda, Copepoda, Harpacticoida, Harpacticidae. Gene Ontology annotation, molecular function: GTPase activity; GTP binding. Bases 518 to 2659 code for a protein of 713 amino acids. The transcript is spliced from 6 exons. Gene Ontology annotation, biological process: mitochondrion localization; mitochondrial fusion. Gene Ontology annotation, cellular component: mitochondrial outer membrane. The record is from RefSeq and is a predicted model, not a curated record.
GGCUCUUUUUGAAGGCGCCCACUGCUCGUACCUGACCGGCAAGUUGCUCAGCCAACACGUGGUCCGUGCUGGACCACGGUAAACAAAAUCGAGCGAGUGGGCCCAUGGGUUGGAUCGGCAUUUGGUACGGCCUCGGAGCGAGUAAGUUCCUUCAAAUGCGCCCUGGGAUCGGCUGCGGAGUCGUAUCAUACCACGACCCAGUCGACCCAGUGAUCAACAACACCUGGCGGGUGGACGGUUACCGGAUCCUUGCAUGACUUUGACACGAAUCCGGUGGUUCUUGAUGACGACAUUGAGCAAUGAUGCGGAAAAUGGCAGAGAGCGGAAAAGCAAUAGCGACUGGGUUGAACAUGGGAACAUUUGGCUAGGACAUGAGACAUGAAUGAGUGGCACUACAAGGUCAUCGAAACAGAGAGAGACAGUGUUCCAAAUCAGCUGACUCUAUUAGCGGAGUUGAGCGUGGAACAUCAACAACCAAGGAUGAUACUAGUCCGACCCAACGUCUAGGCGAGUCAUCAUGGAGGUCAGCCACAAUAUCGAGAACCAUCUCAAUAAACUUGCCAUCUUCUUGACGCGCCAUCUUAAUCACAUCCACAAUUUGCCGGACGAUUGGAGGGACCAUUAUGAUAAUCAAAAUUUUACUAGCAGGCUUGAAAGAGGCCAAGAGAGGUUAACCUCGAUUAUUGACAUUAUUGCUCGACCCCAUCUGAAAGUGGUUUUCGUUGGACGAACUAGCAGUGGGAAAUCUUCCGCCAUCAACGCCUUAUUGAACGAACCCAUUUUACCUAUGGGCCUGGGGCACACCACGUCAUGCUUUGUAGAGAUUCGAGGGUCCAAUCAAAAUCAGUCUUGGAUCAAUAUUCCUGGCCAAGAGGGUACUCUGGAUCAGCGAAACUCGGAGAGGAUCAUUACGUCCAUGAAUGAACUUGGAAACGCUUUGGCUGAGCAUCCCCUUCAACCUGAUUGUUGUAUCCAGUUGUUCUGGCCCCGAUCUAAGGCAGCUUUAUUGGAAGAUGAUGUCGUUUUGAUGGACACGCCCGGUUUGGAUGUGGAAACCGAUUUCGACUCGUGGAUUGACCAAUUUUGUCUGGAUGCAGAUCUAUUCGUGUGGCUCAUGAACGGCGAGUCGACUUUGAUGAUGCGGGAAAAGGCCUUUUUCCUUCAAGUGAAGAAGAAAAUUGCUCAACCUAAUAUCAUGGUUCUCGUGAACCGAUGGGAUGUGGCUUCCGAGGAGGAAGAGUAUUGGAUCCACGCCGCUUAUGAGCAACACGUUGCCCGAACUUUGGAGUUUUUCCAGAAGGAGCUCGAACUCCAAGUCUCAAAAUCCGAACUCUUAGAACGCAUGUUCUUCGUAUCGGCCAAGGAGCAAUUGGAACAGAAACUAGCCCCUGGAUCCACUGUUCGAGUUUCCCAAGAUUCCUUACCUUCAGUCAAAUUACUGGAAGAGCGAAACAACGACUGGAAUAGGUUCUUGGAGUCCUUGAGGUCUCAAUUGAGUUGCGCCUACAAAGGUCAUCGUUAUCUACCUUAUUUGGAUGUUGGAUUAGAUUUGGCUCGAGAUAUUCGAGAUGCUAAUGAUUUCGUAUCCAAGUCAGGCUCUGAAUUUAUAACUUCAAAAGAGCACGAGAUUGUCAAACUCAAUGCAACCAUGAAUGACUUGGAAGAGCACAUGGAAGAGCUGACCAAGGAGCUCAAAGGCGAAGUGCAAACAAUGCUGGACGAAAUUGAGGGCAUGGUCCGAAUCGGGUUCGAAGAUGAGCUUCACAAUCUCAGCACAUUCAUCUCCGAAUUUCAUGCCGUCUUCCACGGGGAUGAGCAAGUGAUUCUUGAUGUGUACCGCUCUCAGUUGAUCAGGCAUUUGGAGAACGCACUGGCAAUCGAUUUGUCCCAUUGUUUGUCUCAGAACAUUUGUGAUCGGGUUUUUGAAGUCCAAUGUCAGAUCCUCGCUCGAGUCACGGAUCUUCUUCCCGAGGUCAAGCGUAACUUCUUGGACCAUCAGCCUCGACGAAUGCCCAUUGAGUUGAACUUCUUUAUCCAAGAAAGGCAGCUGUUUCGCGAUUUCCACGAGGACGUUUCGUUCAAGUUCAGUUUGAGGCCCGCAAACCUGUUCAAGUGUUACUCCAAAGUCAGAUCGUUCCUGACCUCGUUCUCCCAUGGACAAGAUGUCAUGGCGGAGACGGAAUUCUCAUGGAAAAGGCUUCUAAGUUGGGCUUUCCACGCCUCGGUGGCCACUUCAGAAGCCUCAAUUGUGGCCUUGAUCAUGCUUUGUUGCUUAUAUCGAACCGCCAGAUUGCGGAUCUUGCUUGGCACGGGAUUAUUUUUUGGAACUUGCUAUUCGGUCGAGAAAUUGAUGUGGACCUCCAAGGCCAAAGAGAGGCUUAUUAAGCGCCAGUUCGAACAAUUUGCCAUCCGCAAAUUGAGCCCUUUACGAGAGGACAUUGUCCUCACUUGUCAGGAUCAAGUACGAAAAGAGUUGACCAACACUCUGGUUUUGGCCUGUGGAGCCGCGGAAGGAGUAUGUUUGUCCAUGAGAUCGGAAGCCGAUGCGUUGGAGAUGAAAUGUCAAGACGUCAUGAAAGACCUGCAUCGAUCCGAGGAUCUAAGUGCCAGUUGCAAUGAAUUGAUGGAGCAUCUCCUCCAAGCGCGUCAAAGCAUUUAAUUGCGUUGAUCUCAACCUCAGAUUAGCAUUCAUUCAGCAAAACCAUUCACCGCUUUAUUGCUUAAUUAAACGAUCAAAUCAAUUUCAAA